GGAGCCCCUUUAAACGGCAGCGCGUUUGAAUUUUUCGCGCUUUUGCGAACCCCGAACUACCCCGAGUGCCGCCGAACGACGGACAUUUGCUGACAUGGCGUCUUGAGUGUUGUGGUGUUCGCUAUCCCGGGGAUCAACCCUUGAUUUUGUGGUGACGCACGACAAGUGUUAACACCAACAAUUGCGCCCCAUAUCAACAAGUCUGAAUUAUCCACAGUAUCAAUCCACAAAGCAUGUCUUCCCAACGUUUCUGUCUGAGAUGGAACAACCAUCAGUCGAAUUUGUUGUCAGUAUUCGACCAACUCCUACACGACGAAAGUUUCGUCGAUGUCACGUUGGCCGUGGAAGGACAAUUGUUGCGUGCCCACAAAAUGGUCCUUUCGGCGUGCAGUCCCUACUUCCAGGCGCUGUUCGUCAACCAUCCCGACAAACACCCCAUCGUUAUCCUUAAGGACGUCCCAUACAGCGAUAUGCGCUCCUUACUGGACUUCAUGUACAGAGGGGAGGUCAGCGUCGACCAGGACAGACUCACAGCCUUCCUGCGGGUCGCUGAAAGUCUGCGGAUAAAGGGUCUGACAGAGGUGAACGAAGAGAAAUGUGAUACAAUAACGUCGUCUUUGACGCAACAAAACCAAAUGAACGCCAACAUGCCACAUCUGCAAAGACUGCAACAGAACAAGAGGUUCGGCAACCCGCUCAACAUGCUCGGCAAUGCUCUUCUCCAGCCGAAGAGGAAGCGCGGACGGCCUCGGAAACUCUCGGGGAGUUCGAACGGCACCCCAGGCGAGGACUUCGACAGGGGCGAUGCCCUGGUGCAGGGCAGCCCCGAAAUGCUCGAAGUCAAAAUGGGAAUGGACGGAUUCACGGGAAACAACUCCGACUGCAGCACGGGCAAGUCGGACGCGAAGGAAAACGAUCUGGACGAUAACAAUACCAAAGCUAAGGAAGAAAACGAACCGGUCGCCGGCACCUCCAAGGAACAGAACACGUUUAACGACACGAAAAACGCCGACGAUUUUCAGUCUUCCGAUUCGCCGCAGGCCGGCAAGCUGCUGAGCCCCAAGCAGGAGCCGGGCGAGGGCGCGACGCCGGAGCCCCGCUUGAGCGCCAGCGACAGCCUGAACAACAACGCCCCAGCGUCGAGCGGGGCCCCCAUGUCGGCGCCGACGUCGGGACGCCAGCCGGUGAAACGUCGGGCGCGCCGCCGCGCCACCUCCCAGAGCCAGGACCCCGCCGAGCAGCUGACGGAGAUGUCCGUCCGGGGGCUCAAUCUCUUCCGCUACGCCUCCAUCAACGAGGGCGUGUAUCAGUGCACGGAGUGCGCCAAAGUGGACGUCCAGAAGACGUUCAAAAACAAGUACAGCUUCCAGCGGCACGCGUUCCUCUACCACGAAGGACACCAGCGCAAAGUGUUUCCGUGCCCCGUGUGCCAGAAGGAGUUCUCUAGACCCGACAAAAUGAAAAAUCACAUGAAGACUGUACACGAUUGUUUUAUGCCCAAAGACGUCGUGUUCCCUCCGAUGGGGUUUUUUCCGAUACCGUGAACGCGUUGGUGACCUUCUAAAGGACACGAUCCGGUUGCGCUGGAACGCAAUUAAAAAAAUAUGAAUUGAUUUCGUACUUGGUGCUAGGUUUUUGAGAAUUUUUUUCGCUAAAUUCAAAGUACAAUUUAUAUAAGAACGAAACGCCGACGACGAAAAUGCACAGAAGAUACCCCGGCUUCACCUGAAUGCCCGAUCAGAGUGGCCCUUGAUCAGUGAUCAUCAUAACUUGAAAAAAUCCCAAAUUUGAAAAUUAAGUUGGCAAUGCCAACUUAAAUCGUAAUUGAGAUUGCAUAGCAACGGUGCAAAACAAACACUGUUAUUGGCUGCUGCUAUGCAACUGAAACCCGCGUAAUUUGAACGUUCAAUCUAGGACGCGACAGAAUGUAAUGAAAAAAAAUGCCUAUUUGAUAACGGUAAGUAUGCGCAAGAUAAACAAAAACUGCAGGCAGAUAAAGUUUAAAUUCUUAAUAGAAAAAGUUUUGUAAAAACUUUAGUCUAUAUAUUUUAAUCUCAAAUCACUUGUAGUCGUGAGCCACUCUGAUCGGAGUUGGUCCAAGGCUCGGUAUGAUUCUGUUGUAAGUUUUCGCGCUGCGCUUUCCCAAAUAGUACUAGUUAGUUAUUCUUGUGAUUAACCCGAUACGGUUAAAAAUGGCCUUGUAAAGGCCCUGUAAUUAUUAGAAAUAAUUUACCAAUUACUGCUAAGCAGUUUAUAAUCCACAAUUAUUUUUUAAUUCAAUAUUAACAUCGUACUAGUUUUUUGUUUGUUUCUAAAGUUUAUCUUAGUUUUUUUGGUUUGGAUAGAUUAGGGGUCUUGCAAAUAUUUUAGAAUAGUUGAUUUACACAAAAUAUUUUGUUCAUAACAAAUUUUCGUCUAUUAUAACCUUUUUACAUGAUAAGAAUGUAGAAUAAUGUUUAUACAUAAUAAUUUAAACUAUCGACUGCACAGAGUAGACAAUAAUUAUAUUUUAUAUAAUGCCGUCAGCGCACAAAUGUAUCAAGUAAGUAAACUAUCAAGUAUUUAAUUUAGGUGUUGGGACAUUGAAAAACAAUAUUUUUUUAAUUCUGUAUUUGCCAUUUUUCGAGAAUCUUAUUUAUUUCUUUUCUAAGCUUAAUUCUUUCCCUUUUUUAGUAUAGGACUAACAAAAACACCUGAAACAAAUUUAUUAACGUUUUGUCAAUUGUUUAAUAGAGCUAAUGGCAAUUCAAUCAAAAUAAGAUAUCAGAUAUCUUAAAAAAACCUAACGCAAUAGCUUGUAUAAUCACAAUGUGAUAGUGUUUUUUGUUUGUUUAUUUUUUGUUUUUACGUUUGUUAGGCCGAGGCCAGUUUCGUCACUGUUCUUCCAUGUAAGAUUGUUACUGUUGAAAUAAUUAAAAAACAGUCACGGUCUUUGUUAGUAAGAAUAAUAAUUACUAAGUGCAAUUAAUGUAAAAUUUAUAUACUAAUGUUAAAUAGAUUAAGUGAAAAAAGAAACAGAAUAUCCGUAUAUUUUUUGCAAUUAUUGCAACUUGUUAUCAAAUUGAGAAAAAUAUUUAUUGAAAAAUUAAAUUUUUAAAAAAAUUUAUAUAAUGCACACCGCGUUUCGUCGUCAAUACAAUUGUUUUUCCCUUCUUGAGCGAUUUAUCAUUGUUUUUGAUCUUUGUAUUAAAUGCUUUUAGCCUUUGUAUCAUAUUUUGAUUUCUUUAUUUGUGUUAUUUUUGUUAUAGAUUAUUUUUUAACUGUCACUUUGGUGCAAAAUGUAUUAUACUAUUUGUGUAAUUUUACUUCACAAAAUCUAUCAUAAGAAUAAUUGUUUGUUUAUUGUACUUUCAUUAUUAAUAAAUCUACCUCUAAACAUUA
Tribolium castaneum (red flour beetle) is the source of this 3381-nucleotide messenger RNA. It is a transcript of the gene Ttk, whose product is annotated as tramtrack. Gene Ontology annotation, molecular function: protein binding. Gene Ontology annotation, cellular component: nucleus. The transcript is spliced from 4 exons. Bases 234 to 1544 code for a protein of 436 amino acids. Lineage: Eukaryota; Metazoa; Arthropoda; Insecta; Coleoptera; Tenebrionidae. The record is from RefSeq and is a predicted model, not a curated record. Gene Ontology annotation, biological process: regulation of transcription by RNA polymerase II.